Molecule: messenger RNA, 1017 nt
Organism: Syzygium oleosum
Lineage: Eukaryota; Viridiplantae; Streptophyta; Magnoliopsida; Myrtales; Myrtaceae
Product: gamma-interferon-responsive lysosomal thiol protein-like
Exons: 5
Coding region: 18-764 (248 amino acids)
Molecular function (GO): oxidoreductase activity, acting on a sulfur group of donors, disulfide as acceptor
Source: RefSeq, a predicted model, not a curated record
ACAAGGCAAGCACAAAAAUGGCUUCUGGUGGCAGAUUAUUCCCCUUCGCCCUUGUGACUCUGUUCCUCUUCCUCAUCUCCCCAUCUCCUUCGUUGUCUUCUGAUGAUGAUAAGGUGAACUUGUCCGUCUACUACGAAAGCCUAUGCCCCGGCAGCGCAGAUUUCAUAGCCGACUACCUCGUGAAAACCUUCGAGACCGAUCUCAUAAACAUCAUCAACCUCAGAAUGGUCCCUUGGGGCAAUGCUCGAAUCGACAAUCGCACCGGAGCGUUCAUAUGCCAGCAUGGUGAAGAUGAAUGCUACCUCAACACCAUUCAAGCUUGUGCCAUCGAUGUCUGGUCUGAUCAGAAACGGCAUUUCAAUUUCAUUCGCUGCGUGGAGCGUAAUAUCUCCAAGGGCGGGCUGCAAUCGGGGAAGGUCUCUGCUGUGUAUCAGGAAAAGUCCUCAAACGUUGCAGCCUUAAAAGUCUGGGAGUCUUGUGCUGAAGAGCAGAAAUUGGAGGAAGCAGACAUUUACAAGUGCUACACCAGCGGACGUGGAAGAGAGCUUGAACUACGAUACAAAACCGAGACCGAUCAGCUUAUCCCACCUCACGAGUACACCCCGUGGGUUGCUGUGAACAACCAACCGCUCUACGAUGACUUCUUGAAUUUCAUUCACCAUGUGUGCAAGGCUUACAAGGGCGGCCCGGCAAAACCCCUCGCUUGCAACUCAGCUCGUCGAGGAGCGAAUUCCGCUGUCCGUGGUGCCGACGAAGCAAGAUAACGCCAGAUCCUUUAAGCACAGUAUAUGAUAUACUGUCUGUUGAUUUAGUCCUUCCCUGUUUGUGGUCCACGUAGACCAAAUCAACUAGGAGUGGAAGAAUAAAACCAUGUGUGGUUAACUAAUAGUUUGUGGUAUGUUUCUAAGUAAAAUGCAUAUGCAUGUUCAGCUAAACAAAUCUAUUGGCUACUGGUUAAUCGAGUUUAGGUCGCCAAAUAUUUUUGUUAGAGCAUGGUCAUGUCAUCUGGUUUGCGUA